Messenger RNA from Danaus chrysippus (African queen), 1722 nucleotides. Lineage: Eukaryota; Metazoa; Arthropoda; Insecta; Lepidoptera; Nymphalidae. The record is from the annotation of a GenBank genome assembly.
AUGAAGUUCAAAAUAGACAAAGGUCUGUUGCCAGUGAAGAUACAUUUCUUCUUUUUCUUCGCAGCACUAGGACCUCUUCUUCCCCAAAUGAACGUGUUCGGCAGACAACUGGGAGUGUCUCCAGCUGUCAUGGGAAUGGUUACAGCUGUUCUGCCUCUACUAUGGGCAGCUGCAAAACCAUUAUUUGGUUACGUGGUCGACUUUUGGCCGAGACAAAGGAAGCUUGUAUUCAUGCUAUUAAUUCUAGUGAUGACGGGAUCUUAUUGCGGUUUGUGGUUUUUGCCAAUGCCAGAGGAACCCCAGGCAAAAUUUCCAUUAUUGGAGUCAGUGUACCAUCUCAAUGAUACAGUUUACUUGAAGCAUUACGAAAGGAAAGACGGUUUAUUGGAGAAAUAUUCUUGCCACUGGAACUGCUCUGAUGAUGAAGAUUUCAAAUUAUAUCUAUCCAACGCUACGUUCAUCAACACGGUCUAUACGGACGACGGAAAUAUAUCCUGCUCGCUCUUUCACAUGACGUUGGAUGAAGUUAGAGAGGGAGAGACGAUUUGCAUACCGAAAGGUGAUUGCAAUUUGAUAUGUUACGAGGAUGUCAUAGAGAAUAGGAGUAAAAGAGACGUGAAUAGUUCAGGUGUUGAUGGUGUGGGUGUGUUAGAAGAGGAUAGAAGAUAUAAAGAUGAGGGUAGUUUUUAUUCGUCGGCCAAGUUUUGGGCAUUCGUAGUUCUGAUGUGCUUGGGAACAGUCGCGUUUAAUGUGGCCAACUGUAUAGGUGAUGCUGUCUGCUUUGAUGUUUUGGGUCCCGAAAGAGGGUCAAAGUAUGGGGCACAACGAGCUUGGGGUACCGCGGGGUAUGGGGUAACAGCGUUACUCGGAGGCUGGCUAAUAGACAUCGUAUCAGGGACAUACAAGGAUUUCACCCCGGCGUUCCUCAUAGCCAUAAUAGCUACAGCGAUAGAUUUAACAGCCUGUAGGAAACUGAAUCUGCCAUCGCUAUCAAGUCCAGAUGAUUCGGGGAAGGCUCUUCGCGAGGUUUUGAAGAUACCACGCGUGCUUUUGUUCAUAACGUUUGCGGUGGUCGCCGGCACUUUUGACAGUUUCAUCAUAUAUUAUAUGUUCUGGUUUUUAGAGGAGCUGGCGGAGCAGACGGACUCAAUGGCGAAGAUUAAGCUGAUAGAGGGCGUUGUUGUCGCAGCACAGAGCUUUAUAGGGGAGCUAGUGUUUUUCUACUUCUCUGGUAAAAUAAUCAAACGCUGGGGCUACGGAGUGACGAUGACCGUGUCUCUGUUCUGCUACAGCGUGAGGAUGGCGCUCAUCUCCGUCAUACAGCAUCCCUGGCACCUCGUGUUCAUUGAGGGUAUAAUGCAAGGUCCUACAUACGCGUUGUGUUACUCCACCAUAGUGGGGUACGCGGCGUCCGUAGCGCCCGAGGGGUACUCCGCGACCGUGCAGGGAAUAGUGGCCGGCAUGGAUGAUGGAGUUGGUUUCGCAUUGGGUUCGCUGGUGGGCGGGCUGCUGUACAGUUGGUGUGGCGGGCGAGGCUCCUUCCGCGGCCUCGCAGCAUUGGCCCUAGUCUCGUCUGUACUACACGCGGGGCUGUUCAGCGUCGUUACAAAAAGAGAUGAUAAAAAUAAGCGGGUGUUGCCUGAAGGAGAGAAAAUGUUGGACAACGCCAUCUACCGGGAGACUGUUGUACCUCUAACAGAUAAACAGACUGAACAAUUAUAA